Messenger RNA from Salvia miltiorrhiza (redroot sage), 1035 nucleotides. RefSeq lists its product as uncharacterized. Lineage: Eukaryota; Viridiplantae; Streptophyta; Magnoliopsida; Lamiales; Lamiaceae. The record is from RefSeq and is a predicted model, not a curated record. Bases 523 to 1035 code for a protein of 170 amino acids. The transcript has a single exon.
AUUCCGUCACCUGAAUUGUGAAUUCUGUAAAAUUUACACAAUUUCAUCUGAUUCCUGACGAACUGAAUGCAAAACAGGACGAUAGUCGAUUUUUCUUAAUACUCUUUAGAAAUUGAAGGUGUCUUAAAUGGAAAGAGAGGGAGAUAUUUUGUAACAAAUCUUAGAAAAAGAUAAUUCUGCAAAAAAAAAAAAAAAAAAGAAUCAGAAAGGAAUUGGUAGAGAAGAGUUUCGUCAUCUCUCGCUCAAAAAUUGUCUGUGUAAUCCACACCUGUCAAAGGAGACGCGCUGGCACGUACUAUAUAUACAUCCACAGUAGUCUCUCUCACUCUUCAGGUGCCAACGGCGGGAAAUCAAUUUUUCGUUCCGCCAUUGAAAAACCCUAAUAAAAAAUACCUCAUUCCCCACAGGGGGGUGAAGAAGAAAAAACUGGGAAAAGAUUCCACCUGUUCUCUCUUUCGCUUCCCGGUUUUCUAGCCAUGGCUGCUGAUGCAUUACCUGAAAACGGCGGCGCCAAGCUGAGCGAUGACGACGAAUUUCAGGGGGGGCGCGCCCCUCAAGUACAUCCCGCUCUGCGACGUGUACUCUGCUACCUCUCCCUGCGUCACGGCCUCCGGAUCGAAGAAGGUCAAGGCUGCUGCCCGCAAACCACCCCAAACGAACGGCCAUGAUCAAUUCAGGAAGCGCCCGAUCACGUCGGAGACUCACUUCGCUAUAGUUUACUCGAGGCGGCGGAAGAGGGCGGAGAGCUCCAAUUUUCUGAAGGGGCUGCUUUUGGAGGGUUUAGAUGUGGAAUUGGACGUUGAUGGAAGGGGGACGGGGGUGGCAUUAAGCGGAGGAGAAUGGGGCGUGAGGCCAAGGCGGAGGCCGUGGAACUGGGAAUUGAUUGUAGGUUGUCGGGAGAAUCAGAUGAUUCCAACGUCGUUGAGUGAUGAUCUUGACAAAACUAAUUGUAAAAUGCUAGGGAAAGUAGGAAUGUGUGUAAGACUGUUAAUAAUACCAAGACGAAAAAACGAAAAAAGAUUCUUUGGAGAGUGA